This is a messenger RNA of Saccharomyces cerevisiae S288C, 2166 nucleotides long. RefSeq names its product rRNA-binding ribosome biosynthesis protein UTP25 (gene UTP25). Bases 1 to 2166 code for a protein of 721 amino acids. Gene Ontology annotation, biological process: rRNA processing. The record is from RefSeq and is marked reviewed. Gene Ontology annotation, molecular function: U3 snoRNA binding. Gene Ontology annotation, cellular component: nucleolus. NCBI's taxonomy places the organism in Eukaryota, Fungi, Ascomycota, Saccharomycetes, Saccharomycetales, Saccharomycetaceae. The transcript has a single exon.
AUGAGUGACAGUUCUGUGAGGGAAAAGAAUGAUAAUUUCCGUGGCUAUCGGAAAAGAGGAAGACAAGAACUGAGGAAGAUUAAAAGAUCUUCUGCCAGAACUGAAGGCGGAAGCACAGAAACAUUAGAGGACGUAGCAGAAGAUAUUGACCAUAGAUCCGAUGAGGAUGAAGUGUCCGAUGUCGACAGUGGCGAUGAUUUCGAUAUUGAGGAUGAAGAGGGUAAAAAGGAAAAAGUUUAUGACGCUUUAUUGACGAUUCUCAAAUCUGAACAUCCAGAGCCAAAAAGAAGAAGGCGAGAGGCUGACGAGAGUAACAAAGCUCCUGCCGAAGUUGGGGAGGAUGAGCACGAAAAUACAGAACAUGGACCAGUGGAUGAUCAAUUGGAGAUAGAGAAUGGCCUUUUGGGUAAUCACGAGGAUGAUAACGACGAUGACAGCAGUGGAGACGAAAAAGAUAUAGACAGUGAAGAUGAGCAAGAUCCUUUCGAGUCUCAUUUCAACCAAGUUCCGGAGAAAUUCGUUGAUAAGUUGUCGAAUGCUUUCAAGACCAAAAGUGUAAAAUACAAAUCCGUAAAGGGCUCACUAAGUGACAGUGAAUCAUAUAUAUAUGCUAAACCGGUAGUAAUUGGUGAGGAAGCAUUGGUGGAAAGUCCGUACAGGUCAUCAUCUAUAUAUUCAUACUUUUUGAAACAAAGGCUAAAAGUGCAAAAUGGACUAUUGGAUAAAAAAACUGAUCCAUUGACUGCUUUGCAAAAAAAAUUAGUAGACCCCAUGUUUCAGUAUAAAGACAUAUUAUACGAGUAUGACUCCUACGAAAAGGACGAAGACGAGUACAGAGAUUUAUAUGCUUUGCAUGUUUUGAAUCACAUCUACAAGACAAGAGAUAGAAUCUUGAAAAAUAAUCAAAGAUUACAGGAUAACCCAGACACUGAACACCUAGAUCAAGGUUUUACAAGACCAAAAGUGUUAAUUGUAGUCCCUACUAGAGAGGUGGCGUACCGCGUUGUAGAUAAGAUAAUUUCAAAAUCUGGUAUAGAUCAGGUUGACAAGAAGGGAAAGUUCUACGACCAAUUCCGUGACGACUCCUUACCUCCAAAGUCCAAACCAAAAUCUUUCCAACACAUAUUUAGGGGGAACACCAACGAUUUUUUUGUUGUCGGUCUCAAAUUCACAAGAAAGGCUAUAAAACUUUAUAGCAAUUUUUACCAGUCUGACAUUAUUGUAUGUUCGCCAUUGGGUAUUCAAAUGAUCUUAGAAAAUACAGAUAAAAAAAAGAGGCAGGACGAUUUUUUGUCCUCAAUAGAGUUGAUGGUGAUUGAUCAAUUACAUUCAAUAGAAUACCAGAACAUAUCUCAUAUUUUCACCAUCUUUGACCAUCUUAACAAAAUCCCGGAUCAACAACAUGAAGCUGACUUUAGCAGAAUUCGGAUGUGGUACAUUAAUGAACAAGCUAAGCUCUUCAGACAGACAAUGGUAUUCACAAAAUACAUCUCGCCAGCGGCUAAUUCAUUAAUCAAUGGUAGAUGCCGUAACAUGGCAGGAAGAUGGAAGAAUCACAAGGUAAUAGGAUCAGAAAACUCCAGUAUUGGGCAAUCCGGUUUGAAAAUCAGGCAAAUCUUUCAAAGAUUUGACAUUAUUGGGAAUUCGAUUAUUGAAGAGCCUGACUACAGAUUUAAAUUUUUUACAAGUGUCAUCAUUCCUGGUAUUGUCAAAUCCACCGGGUAUGAAGACGGAAUACUGAUUUACAUUCCUGAUUACACUGAUUUCAUUCGUAUUAGAAACUACAUGAAAGAGAAGACGACGAUUUUAUUUGGGGAUAUAAAUGAGUACUCUAGCCAAAGACAGCUCAAUGCAAAUAGGUCAUUGUUUCAACAGGGGCGUCUAAAAGUUAUGUUGUAUACGGAAAGACUGCACCAUUAUAGACGUUAUGAAAUCAAGGGUGUCAAGAGCGUCGUUUUUUAUAAGCCUCCAAACAAUCCUGAAUUUUACAAUGAAGUUGUCAGAUUUAUUGGUAAGAACGCCUUUCUAGGUAAUACCGAUUUAAACAUAUCCACUGUUAGAUGCAUUUAUAGCAAGCUUGAUGGUCUUUCACUCGAAAGAAUUGUGGGGACGAAAAGAGCAGCUGUAUUAUCGCAUGCACAAAAGGAAAUUUAUGAAUUUAAAUAA